Messenger RNA from Cotesia glomerata, 2426 nucleotides. Its product is annotated as feline leukemia virus subgroup C receptor-related protein 2. Gene Ontology annotation, cellular component: membrane. Lineage: Eukaryota; Metazoa; Arthropoda; Insecta; Hymenoptera; Braconidae. Gene Ontology annotation, biological process: heme export; transmembrane transport. Gene Ontology annotation, molecular function: heme transmembrane transporter activity; heme binding. Bases 886 to 2214 code for a protein of 442 amino acids. The transcript has 9 exons. The record is from RefSeq and is a predicted model, not a curated record.
GAAAGCUACAACCAGCUGAUAAUAUUCAGCUGACUGACGAAUGUUAAUGUUUAGUUGACGCCGCUACUCAGUUUAUUGUUAACACUCCGAGCUGCCGGUCACGACACCCGUCAAACACAACCGUGAUAACUGAUAACAUAUAUUUUAUUCAAAUAUUUGAAUAAUUAGGGUUCGUUGAGAGUCGCUGGUUGUUUACUUCUUCAAAUUUUUCCUUUGACCUCAAACAAAUUCUUUGCGUACAAUAAAAUAUUUAGUAUUGUAUAUUUUGUACAAACAUGUUCUGUUAUUAGCGUUAUCUUGAAUAAAUAAUUAGUAUUUACGUGAAUCAACAGGAUUUACGUGCCAACUUUUAUUAUUAAUUAUUUUAACUUUGUGAUUUUUUUAUUUGUUUUGCUGAAAUUUUAUUUAUUUAUAUAAUAUAAUUAUUUUUUUUUUUAAUGAAUAAAAGGAAGCUGUUCUUCUUCGUAAUCUCGUCUUCUAUUCAAAGCACUUUAUUGAUGUGAUUGAUGAUUUAUUGAUCGAUAAAAUAAAAAUCUUUGUUUAAAUUAUUUAUCAGUAACGGAGCAAAAAUUUUAAAUCAAACUUUCGGUGAUUUGGCAGCUGAAGUUUUGCAAUUAAAAUAAAAAUAUCAAAUGUUGUUAAUGAAGUGUAAUUGUACCUGAAAUUUCGUGUUUACUGAAAGUUAUUUUAUCUAGUAAGCUUUGGGUUGUAUUAUAAGUUUUUUUGAGUUUAAUGAACGCGCGGGGAAGUGAGUGUGUGUCAUGCUUGUUUUCAAAUAAAUUAUUACAAUAGAGGUACCUUGACAUUUUUGCAACACUGCUGUUAUUACCAAACAGCAAUUUUCGAUAUUUAAUUAAAAGUUUUAUUAAAAACUAGCUAUCAAAAAUGAGUCGAGCGUCAGCGGAUUAUGUCAAAGCUGUCGAAUGCGGCAUCCAACCUACAGAGACUGUUGAAACUAAAAUUUACAGAAGAAGAUGGUUUAUUUUGGCGAUUUUUGUAGUCUACAGUGCAUCAAGUGCUAUGCAAUGGAUUCAGUACAGUAUUAUUACGGAUAUUGUAAUGAAAUAUUACAAAGUAGAUGCAUUUAUGGUGGAUAUGACGAGUAUGAUCUACAUGAUUACUUACAUACCUUUUAUUUUUCCUGCUAGUUAUGUUUUGGAUAAAUAUGGCUUGAGGUACGCUGCAUUAGCCGGUGGAUUGGGAACAGCCCUAGGUUCAUGGGUAAAAGUAUUCAGUGUUGAGCAAGACCAAUUUUUGAUCGCAUUUAUCGGACACACAAUUGUUGCAUCAAGUCAGUGCUUUAUUUUGUCAGUCCCCGCGAGACUAGCCGCAGUUUGGUUUGGACCAGAUCAAGUCAGCAGUGCAUGUAGUAUUGGUGUCUUUGGUAAUCAACUGGGUAUCGCCAUCGGGUUCCUGUUUCCCCCGAUGCUGGUCAAAGAUAGCCCGGAUCCGGCGAUCGUCAGAGAUGGACUAAAAGUUAUGAAUUACAUGAACGCUACUAUAACUACCGUCAUUUUCCUCUUGAUCUUAUUUUUCUUUAAAGCAAAGCCUCCACUACCUCCAAGCCCGGUCCAGGCUGUGCAAAACGAGCUGGAGAAAUCUGACAACUUCUUCCAAUCACUAAAAAGACUCGGGCUGAAUUUUGGCUACGUAAUGUUGCUGUUAAGUUACGGAAUAAAUGUUGGGAUCUUCUACGCCAUAAGCACCGUUCUAAGUCGCAUUGUUACGAGUCACUUCCCCGGAGCGCAAGAAGAUGCUGGUCGUAUGGGGCUUGCAAUCGUCUGCGCUGGUAUGUUGGGCUCUGUAAUGUGUGGAGUGAUUCUUGACAAGACUCGGCGGUUCAAAGAAACGACGCUCGUUGUUUAUAUUUUUUCCCUGCUGGGAUUAGUUGUAUUUACGUUUACAUUAGACUCUGGAUCAAUCAUAGUCUUUUAUGCGACCUUAUCUUUAUUGGGAUUUUUCAUGACUGGUUACCUACCAGUAGGUUUCGAAUUCGCAGCUGAGCUGACCUACCCAGAACCAGAAGGAACAUCUGCAGGUCUAUUAAACGCCCUGGUUCAAGUGUUUGGAAUAAUAUUUAUCAUUGUUUACGGGUACCUAAUCGACGUAACCACCGAUUUCUGGGCAUCACUUGCUCUCUGUGGAAUUUUAGCAGUCGGCGCAGUGAUAACAGCUAUCAUUCCUAAUAAUUUAAGACGGCAGAACGCUAAAUAAUCCAUUAAAAAUAUUUAGCGCUUCUAUUUAGCUAGACAAAUGUUAUCAGUUACAGUAAUUGGUACCUCACAGUCACAAUUACUACUUCUAUACCUGACGUUGUACCUAGUUGUUAUAUAAUAGAAAUACUAAGUUCGAGUAUUCGUGAACAGCCACAACUUUUGUGCCAAACUUUGGGGAUUAAAUAUUUAAAUAGAUUCCAGAACUAAAAA